AGUUCGUAACUGCUGUGAACAGAUAAGAAUUGGAUUCAUUGUGAGAGGAAGUUUCCAAGAAGCUCGUCUCUACAAGACAACCACUUUCGAAUUGAUAUUCUGUUAGUUAAUUAGUUUCUCGCACCCUUAAAUACCUUCCCUUUGAACCUUUCAAUAUUGGGUCGCUUUUCAAUGACGACCUUCGCCUUUAGCCAAUUUCAACGUUUUAGUUUCUUAGGCAUUCAUUGAUUUCAUUUGUGCAUUCUACAAGGGUUUGAUUCGUUUUGUGCAUGAUGGUUUUUGUUAGAAGAUUUUAUCGAGCCUAUUGUUGGGUUGUUUGAAUGCUCUUCUGGGUGUUUCUUACUUUCAGUCAAUUUGGAUCAAUUCCACAUUGGGUCGAACUUUGGUUUUGAGAUUGCAAAUAAUAGCAAAUCCAUGAUACGUAUGCUGCUUUCAAGGAUGUGAGAUUGAUCUGAAGUGUCAAGUUUAUGAGAUAGGAUAUUCGAAUUUUGAAGUUGGGGUUUUUGGAUCAAGUUGUUAAUACCUAUCAGUUUGUUUAUUAGUUGGAAGCUUUAUUUUGGGGUAGUUGGAGAAAGUUAUGGAACUAGCUCAGCAUAGAGUAAUGGAGAAUGGGGUAGCUGAGGAGAUGGAUGGUGAAACUUCGGCACGUGUGCCUCUCAGGGAGCACCGAAUUUACCCUAUGCAUCCUGCAGGAUUGGUGAAGAAGAGGGCUUAUAUAUUUGAUGGCAUGGGGAAUUUUUAUCAUAAGGAUUGGGACCUAGCAGACCUUUUUCAGAAAGAGAAUAAGGAAUGGGAUGUAGCAGAAGGUCAAGGGAACGAGUUCUCUUGGUAUCAUGUGGAACUACCAAAAGGAAAUCAAAAGUUAUCACAAUCUGCACAGGACUUGAUUGGUGUUCUCUGCCCGCCUUUGAAGCUUCAAGAUAUUCUUUCACUUGUUAGCAAUGGACCCUUUUGUGCUCAUGUAGAUGGGGCACUUGUCUUCCGGGUUAAUUCGCCUGGUCCUCCCUCCAGUGACUUCACAUUUAGGAUUGCUGCUAGAGUUACAGAACAUUCAGUGAUUACUGUGUCGUUGGGGCGUGUUCCCAGGUUAGGUUUCUCACGCAUGGGUGAAUCUCUACUUUCGGAGAUUCCUAGUGUUGAAAGCUCCUCCCAUACAAGAGGUCAGCAGCAGGAAAGAAAUGGGAUUGUGAUCAAGGAGCAUGUUCUUGAGUUCUUAUUGACUAUGAAUCACUCUGAGGAAGCUGACAACCCAGUGCCUAGAUCUGUCGCAAAUCUUGUAGUUCACAUAAUUGACACACAUGUAGAUCAACUUCAAGAUCUUGUGACAAAGCUUGAGAUGGAGUUGGACUCCGUGGAGCUUGACUUAGAUAAAGGUGGUUAUGCUCUGAAAAAACAAAUGCUAGACGACAGAAGAUUCCCCAAACUGCAUAUUAAUUUGCAACGUCUCCUGCAGGUGAUUGCCCAUGGAGAGCAAGUAUAUCUUAGAGUCAAAGAAAAAUGCUCUUCAAAAAGAUGGUUUGCCAAUGAAGAUGUUAACUCCCUUGAAGAACUAAUUGGAAGGUUAAGGAGGCUUAAGGAGAAUGUGGGGUUUAUAGUAAAUCGUGUCACAGCUAUUCAGGCUGGUCUUGACAGCUGGCAGUCAGAGCAAAUAAACAGGAAACUGUACUAUCUUUCUUUCCUUUCAAUAAUAUUCCUCCCUUUGUCCAUCAUAACAGGAGUCUUUGGCAUGAAUGUUGGUGGAGUUCCAUGGACAGGUCAAAACGCUCCAGAGCUAAAAGAUGGUUUUCGGAAUGUCAUGUUACUCUGUGUCUUCAUGCUACUUCUUGUACUACUAUGCUUCAUUUUCCCUGCUCUUUACACCCAAAUAACCGCUGCUUGGCGAAAUAAGAGAGCUCUGGGAAGAAACUGGUCACUGAACAGGAAGUCAUUGCUCAAGAGAUCAUUAAGAAUAGAUCAGGAGAGAGGGGGCUACCUUCGGAUUUAAUGGUUAAGAGGUGCCUAUUCCAGUUCAUGGCAUUGCCUGUUUCGUUCUAUGAAUGAACAUUCAAGUCAACUAACUGUCACUGGCUUCUGUUUUCAAGAGUGUCUCACUUACUCAAGCAAUUUUAUUAGCUUCUUUUCAAUGAUUCGGGCAGAAUAAACGUAAUAAACUGACAAUUAGUUGUCAGUAUAACAAGCAUCUGAGCCUAAAUGGAAUCUCAUGAAGCACAGAUUCUCUGGUAGACUAAAAUGGAGAUUGUGAUCAAUGCAAGCUUAUUGCUUAUUCUUUCAUUGUUUUCCCCCUUGGGGAAAGUGUAUCUGGAUCAAUCACGUUCGUUUUGGCAACUAUAGGUACAUUCAAACUUGUACAGUAUACUUUUCUUUUUCGGUUAGCAGCAGAUUUUUCGGUUUCCUAUGUUAUUAGUUGUCCCUAAUAGAUUGGAACUACUCUAGGUACUUUUAUUACUAUUUCCGUGCUCUGUUUUAAGCUUAAUAUAAUAGUUCACUUUCUUGACAAAUUCCUCUUUAUCUUGAGAACAAGUAUCCAACCACUUGAUAGAAAACAAGUCUCACGUUAGUUUGUUAG
Molecule: messenger RNA, 2566 nt
Organism: Abrus precatorius (Indian licorice)
Lineage: Eukaryota; Viridiplantae; Streptophyta; Magnoliopsida; Fabales; Fabaceae
Product: zinc transport protein ZntB
Exons: 5
Coding region: 578-1984 (468 amino acids)
Biological process (GO): metal ion transport; transmembrane transport
Cellular component (GO): membrane
Molecular function (GO): metal ion transmembrane transporter activity
Source: RefSeq, a predicted model, not a curated record